Telopea speciosissima is the source of this 2783-nucleotide messenger RNA. RefSeq lists its product as uncharacterized. The transcript has 5 exons. The record is from RefSeq and is a predicted model, not a curated record. The coding region runs from base 309 to 2417 and encodes 702 amino acids. Lineage: Eukaryota; Viridiplantae; Streptophyta; Magnoliopsida; Proteales; Proteaceae.
AGAUAUUCAGAUUUUCCUUUUUUUUCAGUUGAAGGAAAUUUAAGGAAAAAGCUGAUUUGCAGGUACGAGAAUUUAGCGAUUUCCAUUAACAGCGGGCGACUCAAAAGCACAGUGGAAGAAAGCAAAAAACUUACGAAGGAGUUUUUCCCCUCACUUUGCUUCGUUCUGAUGCCACCGGAGCUUUCUCUCCCUUUCUUUGCUUUUCUGUGAUGCAUAUGCAGCUCUGCUUCUAUUAGAGUUCGUCGAUUCGUUAUAGGGGUGAGUAUCUCUAUUGAAUACUCCAGAUUUUUGGCAAGCUGAAGAAUUUGAUGGAAGAAAAGCAAUUGGACUUCAAUGCACCACUUUUAUCUGUGAGGCGCUUCUCAUCUUUCUCAUCUACUUCAGCUUCUUCAGAGCGAAAUGACAGUGAGAGGAUCGAGAAUUCCUGGCCCACGAUAUCUUCUCUUCCAUAUUACAAACCAGAUAUAAAAUCUGGCCCCAUUAAAAAUGCUGGUUCUAUUCCUUUUCUGUGGGAGCAGACUCCAGGAAGACCCAAGGAUGGAGGAGGUCCCCGAGCACAACCUCUCAAACGGCCUCCACUUGCACCGAAGCUUCCACCUGGGAGAGUUUUGGAUGUUAGACAACAGCCUACGAACAGUGAAUCUAACGAUAAAAAUGCUGUUAGUCCCAAAAAUGUUGUUAGUUCCAAAACCAGUAAUGCUUUUCUUAGUAGUCAUAGGGCUUCAUCUUUGAGUGAUAAUGUAACUGAACUGGACAGUUCCAAAGAGAUUGUGAAGAAAGGACAGGAUGCUGAGACAGAGGAGGAUGAGGAUGAGACAUUCACAGAUGCACUUGACACACUGUCCCGUACUGAGUCAUUCUUCUUAAACUGUAGCAUAAGUGGUGUUAGUGGACUGGAUGGCCCAGACAUCAAGCCAUCGGGAACCUUCUCAACAGAUCCACAAACUCGGGAUUUCAUGAUGGGUCGCUUCUUGCCUGCAGCCAAGGCAGUGGCUGCAGACACACCCCAGUACGCUUCAAGAAAACAACCUCUGGCACGAGAACAUUCAAGACAGGUGACAAAAGUGGUUAAUGGAGAAAGACGGAAUCCAAUCAACCAAUAUAGACCUAACCUCUUGCCACAAUAUACCCAUGAUGUAGUGGAAGAAGAAAGUGAAGAUGAAGAAGAUGGUGAUGAGUAUGAUGACACGGGGAAUUUAUCAGCAAAAGCAUGUGGACUACUUCCUCGGUUUUGCUUAAAGAAUUCUGUGUUCCUGUUAAAUCCAGUCCCAGGGAUGAAAAUUAGAGCCAGGGCACCCAUGUCUUCUGUGGGUAAUGUUAGAACACGGGCUAAGACUGCAUAUGCUGGAACUUGCACUAAUAAAGAUGAGCACACGUGGGAUGCUUUCUGUAAGCACAAAUUUGUGAGGGAACUUAAACCACCUGGGCUACUUGAGGAUGAGAGUAAGAUGACAAGUGAAUCCAACCAACUAACUGACUGGAGUGACUCUCAAACACCAGAAGGAUCAUCUCCCUACAGGCUUUCUGCAGGUGUUGGCAUAUCACCUUAUCGGAAUGAAGCACCUCAGUCUCCUUUCCAUGAAGGAUCGGGGUUUCUUGGAAUUCCUAAAGAAGUAAAAAAUUACAAAGCUUCUCGUUUUGAUUCAUCUAAGACAGGUCGUAACAACUUUCGGGAAACAUUAUCUCGUCAUAGCAGUAAACCAGGUUCAGGCCCAUUGAGCCCAAUGGUAGAGAAAACUCUGUAUGUAGACUCUGUGCAAAUGGUGGAAACACCGAAUUCAAAUUCAAGUUCUUCAGAUAUGAGAGGUUUUAUUGAUAUCACAGACAAGGAUUCAGAAGUUCUGGCAGAAAGUAAGGGGGUGGAUGAAACGCUUUCUGUUGAAUCCUGUCUUAGAAUUGUCGAAGACCUGAAGAUUUCAAAGGAAAUAGGAAUCUUCCAACCAAAGAUUCAGGAGGUUGAUUCUGAUUUUCCCUCCUCCUCUGACAGAUCAACUCCUCGAUGGAAUGUGGACAGAGUAGAGAGCUUCAGACAGGACGGAGGUCUUGAUCAGGAAUCUAGACCUUUAGUUUUUUCAGAAAUUCCUGAUGAUAGGAAACUGAAUUUUAAUGACCCACAACCUCUAGAUUCAGUUGAUCAGGGGAAUUUUUAUGCCAUCUCUUUACCAUCUCCCCUUCCUCCACCUUUGCCAAAAUCGCCUUCUGAGUCUUGGCUUGGUCGUACCUUAUCCAUUUCCUCAAGGAAUCCAUCUUUACGGUCAUACCAAGUUACCCAAUCCCACCUCAAGAAGCAGGGCUCCAAGAUAUCCUCUGAUAGUCCCAAGUGGGAGACAAUUGUCAAAACUUCUAAUGUUCACCUUGAACAUUCACGUUUCUCACAGGAACUAAUAAUACCUGCAUCCCGGCAAUCAGAAAGUUAGAAGUAAAAGCAUCCUACUUGAUGUCCUUCGGCUUACUCAUUUGCUUUCAUAUUCCAAAUUGAGAUUUUAUGAGUUCAAGGUACUCAAACAUUUGUAAUUCCUUUUUAUGAUCAGAAGUACAGAUGUAAGUUUGUUUAUUCCCUUCUUGUAUGUGCAGAUGGUCAAUAGUGACACUGAACCAGAUUUUAUUUUUUGUAAAUUUUGUCAAUGUUGUCAAUUCAUCAAACUUCAAGAUUGUUGCUGGUUUCGGCUCUCAUUUUGUGAUUGAGCUGUAAAAUGAAUCAACAGCAUUUAUGUAACAGAAUAGUAUGCUGCCACCUUGGCAAUGUACAUAAUGGUGCUAUGCAUGCCUCAGUCUUUGGAUAA